GGUGUGAAGGCGAAAAAAAUUGUGUUUUCAUUGAUCGAAUCGAAUCGAAUCGAAUCAAAGUGAUGAAUUCUAGGUGUUUCUUAUUGAAAUGCCGGUUUUUUAUUCUUCUCCCCUCUUUACGUCGUUUUCUCUCUCUAGAAUCCUGCCAUUUUCUGCUUUAUUUGGUUUAAUUUUGUGAAGAAUUUUGAUAUGAUUGGGUAUUCUAAAUGGAGCAGCGUGUGGGGAAUAAGUUUCGUUUGGGGCGAAAAAUUGGGAAUGGCUCAUUCGGAGAGAUUCACUUAGGCACUAAUAUUCAGACGAAUGAGGAUGUUGCAAUCAAACUCGAAAGUGUGAGGACAAGACAUCCCCAAUUGCUUUAUGAGUCAAAGUUGUACAAAUUACUUCAAGGAGGAAGUAAUAUCCUCUUUUGUUGUUUCAGUUGCUUGAUGUUUAUUUCCUUUUAUACAUGGUUAUUAUAUAUCAUUAUCCUCAUUCUUGGCAGUUGGGCAUUUUUUUUUAUUUUGACAGCCGGAAUCCCAAAUAUUAAAUGGUUUGGGGUUGAAGGUGACUAUAAUGUUCUCGUGAUGGACUUACUGGGGUCGAGUCUUGAGGACUUGUUUACCUUUUGUAGUAGGAAGUUGUCGUUAAAGACUGUUCUCAUGCUUGCUGAUCAGAUGCUUAAUCGACUUGAGUUUGUUCACUCUAAGUCUUUUCUGCAUCGAGAUCUGAAGCCUGACAACUUUCUCAUGGGCUUGGGAAGGCGUGCAAAUCAGGUUUAUGCCAUUGACUUUGGGCUUGCCAAGAAAUAUAGAGAUUCUAACCAUCAGCAUAUUCCAUAUAGAGAAAACAAGAAUUUGACGGGGACAGCCAGAUUCGCAAGCAUAAAUACACAUCUUGGCAUCGAACAAAGCCGGAGGGAUGACCUAGAAUCACUCGGUUACGUUGUCAUGUACUUCUUAAGAGGAAGCCUUCCCUGGCAGGGACUGCAAGCUGGAAACAAGAAACAAAAGUAUGAUAGAAUUAGUGAGAAAAAAGUUCAAACAUCAAUAGAGUCUUUAUGCCGUGGCUAUCCAACCGAAUUUGCCUCUUAUUUCCAUUAUUGCCGCUCACUAAGAUUUGAAGACAAACCUGAUUAUAGUUAUUUAAAAAGACUUUUCCGUGACCUUUUUAUUCGUGAAGGUUUUCAAUUUGACUACGUAUUUGAUUGGACUAUUUUGAAGUAUCAGCAGUCACAGCUUGCUAAUCCUCCAUCUCGUACCCUAGGUGCUGCUGGAACAAGUUCAAUGGUGCUACAUGGUAACUACGACCGAGACUCAGGUUUGGAUGAAGGCAAGCCGCCUCUUCGUGGGAGAAAUGUUAUAAAUUCUGCAAAUUUGAAUUUGUCUAAAAUGAAAGAUCCAGUUGCAAGUGAUAAUGCUGUACCAAAGGAGAAAGUCAGAACAUCAAAGCAACCUGCAGUUUCUAGUAAUCGGGAUCCAGAGAAUUCUCAGAAUAAUGGUGAUCCUUCACGCACAGUCAAUGGAGAUAGUGCUGCACAAAAAAGUCCGCCUGCAACGUCACACAACCCCUCCAACACAAACCCUAGCAACUACGCCCUCAAGGGAAUGGAGAGAAUGAAUAUUGGCAAUGACUAGAUAAUGAAUGCAGUGUUAUCAGGACGUGUAGUUACAGUUUUUCCCUUUGUAUACAUAUACGAUACCUAUUUAACACGGAGGGGAGUCUGUUGUUUCUCCCUCAAGGAAAGCUGCUCACGGAAUCCUAACCAGUAAAUGGUGCUUGCAGAUAACGAGAUACUAUAAGGUAGCUUCCAAGGCGAAGCGAGAGUUUUGAGGCGACGAGAGUGAGGUUGGUCAUGGUAAACAAGUUCGAGGCCGGGGUGAAAUACCACCUCAGGUAGGCAGAUUCAUUACCUGUCUAAUGUUGUAAUACUAGCAACUCUUUUGAUUUGCCAUUUUCAUGGCAUGUAGUUAUAAAGUUUUUGAAGAAAAAAUGCAUACAGUUUUUUAUGGUAUGUAUUAUGUUAUGGAAACUUGAGAAAUAGAAUGCACACUGUGUUAUUUGAUUGCA
Molecule: messenger RNA, 2046 nt
Organism: Salvia splendens (bonfire salvia)
Lineage: Eukaryota; Viridiplantae; Streptophyta; Magnoliopsida; Lamiales; Lamiaceae
Product: casein kinase I-like
Exons: 13
Coding region: 207-1613 (468 amino acids)
Biological process (GO): protein phosphorylation
Molecular function (GO): protein kinase activity; ATP binding
Source: RefSeq, a predicted model, not a curated record